Larimichthys crocea (large yellow croaker) is the source of this 4914-nucleotide messenger RNA. It is a transcript of the gene mtus1a, whose product is annotated as microtubule associated tumor suppressor 1a. Bases 178 to 3945 code for a protein of 1255 amino acids. The transcript has 15 exons. Lineage: Eukaryota; Metazoa; Chordata; Actinopteri; Sciaenidae. Gene Ontology annotation, molecular function: microtubule binding. Gene Ontology annotation, cellular component: nucleus; cytoplasm. The record is from RefSeq and is a predicted model, not a curated record.
GCAGCAGCUCUCUGAGACAGGUGCAGCUAAUUGUGUUCAUUAGGAGUAAUAUACGAGGCGCGCUCCCGUCACUGCUGCUGGUGCUCGUGUGACAGAUAUUCAUGGCUUGAUUUGAUGGAUUCCAGUGCUACUCACUAAAUGUGAGCCAAAUAGGCAAAAUUCAAUUCCAACUCUAAAAUGUCUAAUAAGACAUUUAACAUGUCCACUGACCAAAGUGAGCGUGAAGUUCCUUUGCCCCACAGAGACCUGCAGCUAGGCCUCUCCCCUGAGAGUCCUUACAGCAACUCGUCCCCUUCACCUGACUACAACAGUAGUGUUUCCAACCUGAGCGACAGAGAAGCCAGCAGCUCCCCUGAUGACAUGCUCGAGUCCUGCAACCCUUACAACACCACCUUACCACAGGGUGAUGUGCUCUGCGGUAUAACCCUGAACCUGAACCAAACAUUUGUCACACAUGUUAACAGGAGUGAAAACUUCUGGGAUAAAAACUUGAAUCUAAUGAGCAACCAUGAGACGGGAUCAGAGAUGUACCAGACUUUUUGUAAGCCCGCAAUGGAUGGGAAUACCACUGCAGUGAUGUUUCCAGACUCUCCUGGGAGGGAAAGCCACCUGGGUUCAUGUGAGACCUCCCGUAGAGGAUCCACUGAGAAUGAUUGCUCGUCGCUGAGCUCAGGGGAUAUGGUUAUAAGGAGCAACAGUUUUUGCCUAGAGGACCAGUCAUUCUUGGUAGUCUCUUCCCUGCAGGUCUCGUCAAUGUCGUUAGCUGCGGGGCAUCCAGCAUCACCUACUGAACCUAACCUGCUUACAACCACUCUGCUGGAUGGCUGUGAAAAAUCCACAGAAAGAGUCACUGAGGAGAACACGAGCCAUCCAGGUCUUGGCAUGACUUUCAUUCAGACAGAGCUGCCCACUGAGGAGAAUGAUAAGGCAACAUCCAACUCCCUCCUACCUCUGCCAACUGAGAGUGAAACAGGUCUUUUGACCUUUGUCUGUGAAACAUCUCCAGCAGAUUGUGGAAAAGAGGCACAGUGUGCAAGUGCUGAAGCACAGCUGCUUCAAUUCCAUGGUGCAGUCACACCAGAACAAGGCAAGGCCUUUGUGUCCACUCUGUCCGUUGUGCAAGACGCCGAUAAGCAUAUUCAUACUUCCACUCCAAUACAAAACAUUGGGAACAUGAUCCCCAGUCUCCCUUCCUUUUCAGAGUCUCCAUGCACUGGAAACACAGACAGCCCGGGACUCCACCCUGUUAAACAGCAGCAAAACGCAAUGACUCCAAAGCAACGUCUGGUGGCAGGACUGCUGCCUUCACCCAGUAAAGUAAAAAUGGAAAUUAAUAAGUUUCCCAAGGUAGACUACAGCAAUGUGAAAUCUAAGGUUGUAACAAGAAAUGUACAUCCAGGCCCUGCUUCACCACACAAACCAUCACAAGUUGAAGUGAACAAAAAACACAGUGAAGCUCAAAAAGGAGCAAGUGCCAGGAUUAGUCCUGCCAAGGUGAGGAGUAGCACUACAGGUGUCUUUACCACUAAAAUGGUUAAAGAUGCUUGCGUGACUGCUGUGGAUGGACAGAGCGAUACAGCACCCCACGUGGCCUCAGCAGUCCAAUGCAGUAACGCCACCUCUGAAACUGAGCAUGCAGUUUCAAGCCAAGAGGGAGAUGCUCCAGCACAGCAUGCUGGCAACCAGACCUUCUGCCUCUCACCCUUAGAAAAAUCCCCUGAUAGAAGCGACCAAACCGAGACCAAACCAACUCCAAAGAAGGGUGCGGCUAACAAAACUGAGGUCAGGUCAUGCUCUGUGUCAGGUCACGACAAGCCUUCUGUCCUCAAGACGUGGCUUCGCUGCUCAUCGGAGAGUUCAGUGUCAUCUAGACCACCCAAGGAAAAGAGACCAGCUCUCAGGUUCUCAGCUAGCUUUAGCACUCCCAAAGCUGACGCCCAUGUGGCCCAGACCAAACAAGGGAACCAGAGUACCACCAGACGGGCCAUACAGGCCACAAACGGACCUGCUGAAAACUCCACCAGAGAGGUUAAAAAGAUCAGCCUGGUGGUAGAGUCCGGUAAAUCGACAACAGCAGGAGCCUCAUUAGACGAGAAUAAGAACAGAUUCCGAGCACGGCCAUCUCCUAGACAAACGAGAGCACCACCUUCACAAGCUCCAUCUGCCAGUCCCAGAGCAGCCACUCUGUCAGCCAGGCAGAGGCAAGCAACCCUGGGGAGGGAUGAAUGCAGGACCCCCAGAGCUGUAGAGACGACAGCGCAAACCAAGCAGAAGAGCAGUACGGGAAAUCAGCGAGCACGAGAGCCAUCCCAUGGAACUGCCUUAACAGCAAGUAUUAAGCCUCAGCUGAAUGGAUCCCGACCCCCUCAGACCCCGAUUCGCCCCUCUCCCAUGGGCUCUCGCUCUACUCCUGCUUCUAGACCACUACGCAAAACCCUUGGGCCAUCCCGGGGCCUGACGGAGGCUUGUGUUAACACUGAGCAGAGUAAAGGUGCAGGGAGACCACAAGUUUCUGGAGGAGCUGCCCAUAAAUCAACCCCAUUCAAAAAUGUAGUGCAGAAAGCGAGACUCCUGACAACCCCUGCGAAAAACACUGGACCAGCAGCUUUGGCCGCAGCAUGCAAACCUGCUGCUCCCACCAGCAAAGGGGCUUCAAAUUCUGCAGCCAGUCCACUGAAAAGGACCGCUUCUGCAAGACUUUGUGUAACUUCAAGUGGCCCUGUGAACAAGAACAAACCCAAGGCCAGCUCGCGCCAGCAACCCCCUCAGCAGCAAGCAUCCCAACAAAGCCAGAGUAACGGACCUCGGGAUGUUGUACCAGCGAGCGUCGCCGAGGGCGAGAGGGAGGACCUGAGCAUCCAGCAGCUCAGAGGACUGCUGGCAGCGAGCAACUGCAGAUUUGAGGCACUUGCCAUCGUCCUGCAGCAGACAUUGUUGGAGCGUGAUGAAGCCACACGGCAGCGCAGGGAUCUAUCCCAGGAGCUGGUCAACCUUCGAGAAGAGCUAGUUUGCUCCAUCCAUUCAUCUGAGCGUCUGGAGAAGGAGAAGGAUGAGCUGCGUGUCGCUCUGGAGGAUGCACUGCAGAAACUGCAGGAGCAGCACCAGAAAGACCUGGUGGAGCUGGAGCAGAGGCUACAGUCCUUCUACCAGGCCGAGUGGGACAAGGUCCACCUCACCUACCAGGAGGAGGCUGACAAGUGCAAGACGCUCAUGCAACAGCAGAUGGAAGAGCUUAAAGCCAAUCAUGAAGCCGCGAAGCUGGAUCUAGAGAACAGUCACACAGAACAGCUACAGUGUGUUAAACAGCAGUUCGAAAUGUCACUGGAAGAGCUCAGCAAAGUCCACAAUCAGGAGCUGCAGUCUUUGGACAAAACUUUGAAAGACGCUGAAGCCACUCUGUCUGGACAAAUUGAAGAGCUAACGGCGGAGAACAAAGCCCUUAUUGAGAAGCUCACUGCAGAGGCGAACAGGAGGAGGGAGCUGGCCGACAAGAGUCAGAAGGACUCCCACAUUCUGUAUCUGGAGCAGGAGCUGGAGAGCCUCAAAGUGGUGCUGGACAUCAAAAACAAACAGCUACACCAGCAGGAAAAGAAGCUGAUGGAGAUCGACAAACUGAAAGAGAAAAAUGUGAAGUUGGACGAGAUCUUCAAGAAGGUCCAGCAGGAGAAUGAGGACCUCAAAGCCCGCAUGGAUAGACACGCUGCACUGUCAAGGCAGCUGUCAACAGAACAAGCAGUGCUGCAGGAGUCCCUUCAGAAGGAGUCCAAAGUGAACAAGCGCUUGUCGAUGGAGAACGAGGAGCUGCUGUGGAAGCUCCAUAACGGAGACCUGAGUAGCCCGCGCAAGGUGUCACCCACCUCCACCACCUCCCCGUCCCACUCCUUCAGCCUCCAGUCGCCUCGAACCUCCGGCCUGUUCUCCAGCCCUCCUGUGUCACCCAGAUAACGAUGGGCUCCUGCUUCAACGAAGCAGAGCCUCUUCUUUUUUCUUUUUUUUGAGGUAUCCCCCUGGAAUUAAGAGCCAUGUUUGUUUCUUCUUUGCUUGGCAACAAAGCCCGACCGUGGCUCCUUCAGGAUUGGAUGAACUCUGACAAUCUCUGUACAGAGAUGCUAUAGACUGCUGGAAAAUGGGGGAAAAAAGAAAAAAGAAAAAAAAGUUGCACAGAAGCACUUAAGCAAGGUCACCUUGUUGUUUGCCUUUCACGUCUGAUGGUAUGGAUGGGGAGGGAAAGGAAAUCUCAGGACUUCUAUGUAUGUAAUGAAACACUAUUUUUGUUACCUGUAUUUGGCUUGUCUUUUCCUGAAGCUCACCGCACGCACACACAUGCAGUAAAUGCAGUUAGAAAAAUACACACAUGCUUGCAUAUAUCAUAUGUUUUGCAUCUCUGGAGAUCACAGGGAAGUCUGAAUUCAGAAAGCUUAAGAGUACAGAUGACGCUGUCCCUCUGCAGAGCACAUUUUAUUUGAAACAUGUAUGCCAUUUCUCACAGCUAACUGCACAAGAGUGAUCGUCAAAUUAUCAUAUUACUAACAACCGGCCGUACAAGUCUCAAUCUUUUUAAAUAUUGGGGAUUUUCUACAUCUAAGUUGACAGUUUAACCAUCAUCUGUGGCCUCAAACAUGUUUUUGUUCUUAAUAUCUGUUUGUUUAUUUGACUAUGGGACCAAUCCAAGUCUUUGUGCAUGUGUUUGAGUCUUGUUAAUGCCCCCCCCCUCUUGCUGAACCCUCCGAAUGCAGCUUUAAAGUCUGGGUCUUUGCAAAGAGUUGACCAGAAGGAGCUUUACAGUACUUGUACUUGUCAGAGACACUGCCUCAUGGAAAUGUCUCAUAAAGAGUAUUUUGUGUGGAAUUGGUAUUAUUGGUGUGUUGACCCUGUUUGAAAUAUGCAAUUAAUAAAGUCUUGUAUUAAAGCUGG